Molecule: messenger RNA, 3009 nt
Organism: Suillus plorans
Lineage: Eukaryota; Fungi; Basidiomycota; Agaricomycetes; Boletales; Suillaceae
Exons: 8
Coding region: 1-3009 (1002 amino acids)
Source: RefSeq, a predicted model, not a curated record
AUGGGGAAAUCAAAGGCAAAGGAAGUUACGCCUCCCGGAACCGUACAUGUGGUGAAAUGGAGUAGGAAAAGAACCACUCGAGGUAUCAAAGGACGGUGGGUGACAGCGGAGCGUACCAAGUCCAGCAAAUCAGUGCAGUCAUCACCCACCAAGUCACCCACCAAACAAACUCCAAAUGAAUAUCUUUGGCAGUGGACUUUUAGGACACAGGAUUAUCUGAACAUCCUGCUAGAAUGCGAGGCACCACCUCCGAAUCGGGUGUGCUGCUUGUGCGAUGGAGAUGGAACACAAAAGUGCCAGGACUGUCUAGCCGAGCCCAUAUUCUGCACGAGGUGCUGCCAGACUCAGCAUUCCUUGCUGCCUUUCCACCGGAUAAGUCAAUGGAACAGCGAUUUCUUUGAGACAACUCUCACCAAGUUAGGGGUAGAGAUUCACCUGGGCCACAGAGGACAAAAAUGUCCCCACCACUGUUGUGAAUGGGAAGACACUGAUGACGGGGAAGGAUCUACCGCACCCUCGGUCUUUGGAACCCCAGGAAUACCAGAGGAGGGACAUAUCAAAAGGAAUCAGGAUUUUCGGGCAUUUCACAUCGGAGUCCCGGACACGGGCAAUGAUUUAGAAGAUGUAUUCAUUAAGUCCAGAUGUCGGACUGUCUGGCCGGAACCCCCGGAAGCAAACAUACCUAUGCCGGGCAGAUGUCGGAUGACAGUUGUCGACACCUCGGGAAUCCACGUCAUGUCAAUUCGUUUUUGCCAAUGCUCUGAUGCACUCACAGCGGACAAGCAGUUGUUUGAAAUGGGCCUAUUUCCGGCAUCGUUUACCCGCCCAAAGACGGCCUUCACUUUUGCAUUGCUGGACGAUUUUAUUCGGGACAACCUGGAAUGCGGCACUUCCGGUAUGAACUAUUACAGCAAACUCAGGCAAAUCACAUCCAGCAUGUUCCCCCAUUUAGUGCCGGACCGAUAUAGGGAGUUACUCAGAGUAGCCAGGCAGUGGUGCCAGCUGAAGCUAUUGAAGUGGAACGGAUUUGACCACGAGCAGAGGAACCCGAAUGAUGGUGAGCUGGCUUUGUUCUGCCCGGCAUGUCCACAGCCAGGGAUAAACAUGACUUUGCCAAAUGAAGAAGACACUACAACGCAGUGGCUAUACUCCCGUUCCCUGGUAAUGGACGGAAAUUUCAAAGCCGAGCAUCUGCACCCAACCAACCCGGAAGAUGAGGUCUGGUUGACCGAUGGAAAAGGCUUCAUGGUGGCGAGAGCCAGAUACUGGGCCCAUCUAGCAAUCGCCGAAGAUUCGACUCAGCGGUCGGAAUGCAACAACCAUAGGGCGGUAAACCAGGCAAACACAUCUCGGCACAAAUUAGAAGCUACAGGAAUCGGGGGGUGCGCAUGCGCCCGCCAUGGGUGCUUUGUGCCCAAUUCAAUGAAGAUGAACAUGGACUAUGCUCUGUGCAAUUCCCUCGCCCACAAUACCAAUGGAAUCGGCCGAGCAUUGACAUUUUACAAUGUCAACUGUCAGUACAACAGGCAUUUAAUUGCACAGGUAGAGAACAGCACAAAUCUGUCCAUCCCUUCCAGAAUUGUGAUAACCCUGGGGAUAGGACUUUGGCAUGUGCACGGACAUCAAGACAAAUGCUUUGUCUGGUAUGCAUCAAACUUUAUUCCAGGGGCCGGCAGAAUUGAUGGCGAGAUCAUGGAGACCCUGUGGGCCACCCUCAACAUUAUCUCUCCGGCUGCCCGAGGAAUGUCUACUCCACACCGGCAAGAAUGCCUCAACUAUCAGAUGAAUGACUGUAACUUCAUGAAGAUGAUCCGAAUGGGCAUGUCCUUGUCCCGGAAGUACAAGGAGGCAAAGCGCGGGGUUGCUGAAAGCAGCGAUGCAUUCAAAGAAUUAAACAACUCGGCCGAUCUGGAUCUAAUACAGGAGUGGCUGGUCCAAGAGAGCACCGCGCAAGCCUGUCAAAUACAGGAUCUGUCAGCCAUGGACAUUUACGAUGUCCAGUUGAAGAAGGCAAGAUCCCGGAAGACAAUUGAACUGGACCUCCUACGGACCUCUUUCCGUCAGCUGGGUGAACGGCCUCAAAUGGGAGCUGCCACCUGGCUUGCUUCUGGAAUCAGUAUUGAAGAGAUGCAAAUUGCUCUGGCGAUGGAUAUAAGGAGGAUGGGGAGACAUCCGACAGAGACUCAAACCCUGGAUAUAGCUCGUCGGAGGAUUAGGCUCCAACAUUCCAUUGAUGAAUUCAUGGCCUCCGCAGCCAGGUACCUCGGCGAGGAAUUUGAUGCGAACGAUGUUAUCUCUGACAUGGACACUGUAUUUCUCGAUGAGAUGGCGGAUGACCGGAAGUACAGUGACACGGAUUCGGCCGGUGAGACAUCACUGGGUAAUGGGCGACCAUGUGCUGCGUUCAGGCCAGAACUUGUUCUGAUACCUCUCCCAUCAAUUCUGGGUGUAGAACGCUGCGAUGAGCUCGGAGUCGCUGGGCUUGUCGCUCAAGAGACAACCCUUCGGGAAGGACAAGCUAAUGAUGCUUUGCAUGCCGUCAGAGUGCAUCUGGCAGACAAAUCUGUGCUCUUCCAGACGUCCGUGCGGACGGCCAAAUCACAAGUGAACACAACCCGUGCUUGGACGCAGGUGCACUCGGUAGAAUGUGUAAUCAACUUUAAUAGCAUGAUAUACAAAAAAUGCAGAUCACAGCUCUCAAAUCUCGGAGCCAGUGAACUCCUGCAGAAAUACCGAGAGUUGCAUAAAAGUGACCUCAAGGCGAACUCGGCCGUCGCAGAUCCCAAUGCCCGCGGUCAGCGAAAUUCAACACUCCCAUGGUUUUGGUCUUUGGAUGUGCAAGGAGAUUCAGUGAGCAAUGACUGGUUGAAUGAAUUUUACCGGGUUCAUUGGCUUCGCACAAAGGCUCUGCAGGACCGCUGGGCAGAGGAGAACAAUGGGUUUUUUGUCAUGUUUCAUCUCUGCGCCAUUGUUUACCCCAUGGGCCGCAUUCCACCACAUGACCACUGA